AUGGCAGUUUGUUUUGUUUGUGAUUCAAAAUUGUAUGGGGAACGAACACGAGUAUGUUCAAGCAUUACACCACACAGUAAUUCACCAUACCCAGAAAAGAUUGCUGAACUCGUGGGAGAAGACUUUGUUAUUAUUGUCACACCUGCGGAUCACAUGUGCAAGCGAUGCUCAGCCCUUCUCAUUCAUAUCGACAAGCUGGAAAAUGAUAUGAAACUUGUUAAAAAUGCAUUGGUAUCAUACAUUCAAAAAAAAUAUGGAAUGUUGCCUGCUGAUCAGCCUGUUACUUCUAUUCAAGUUGUCAAUGGGAAUUUAAGGACCGAUGAACUCGAAGUAGGUCAGAGAAGAGUUCCUAGUGGUCUGACAGUUAGAGAUCCUUCCACUAGUGCUGGUGGAAGUAAUGCUCCUUUAAGAACAAGACCGGACGCUUCAAAAAUUAAAAUUUACAAAUGCGGUUUUUGUCCAUUCCAAUCCAAAGACCUUGGUCACGUUCGUUUCCAUAUGCGUUCUCACAUGAAAAAGAAAGAUGAUGAAAAAUCAAACCAAACUGUGACAAAAACAGUUACUCAGCAGCAACAACAUCAAAACCAAACACAUCAGCUGAAGUGUUUACCAAACAAACAACAGCAACCAAAAAAAAAGUUGUACAGAUGUCAAGUAUGUUCUGCAUCUUUUGAUAGCAGAUCGGAUUGCCUGGAUCAUAUUCAAAAGGAUCACAACCAGCAGCAACCCACAUCCACAACACAGGAACAGGAAAAUUUACAACAGGAAAACUUACAACAGGAAAACGAUGUUACUAUGGAAGUCACCGCGCCGGUAUUCCAACCACACAAUAUACUAAAUUCUAUAGAGAAUCAACCGAACGUGAUCAAGACUGAGGAUGAUAGUAAUUUAGCUGACGACAAACAUACUAUGGACACAGAUCUUGACAUGUUGUUAAAGGACACUAUCCCAGAUGAAAACUCUGAAGUUCCUAUGCAAGAAACACAGAAUAUUUCUGAAAAUAUGUCCGGACAAACAGAACUUAUGCAACCUAACCAAGAAAUCCCCGCAUCAAACGUUGAUAUGAGUGACAUGGCAAUUGGAGGUGGUGAAACUGGAACAGACCAUUUAGACAUUGAAUCGAUGUUGGCUGCCAUUCACAAUGAUGUCUCUUCCCCGAACGAUGGCGGAAAUACACAAAAUUUUUUAUGA
Molecule: messenger RNA, 1191 nt
Organism: Macrosiphum euphorbiae (potato aphid)
Lineage: Eukaryota; Metazoa; Arthropoda; Insecta; Hemiptera; Aphididae
Source: the annotation of a GenBank genome assembly